GUGUCAAUCUUUGGGGGGUGAGUACUUGAGGUCUCCAACCAGCAAUGAUAUAGCAAGGUUACUAGAAGUUGGACAAAGGCGUGGAUUUCCAGGAAUGUUGGGUAGCAUUGAUUGCAUGCACUGGAAAUGGAAGAAUUGUCCUAGUGCUUGGAAAGGCCGUGGUCCUCCAUGCAACUAUACUAUCAAUGGUCACGAGUACACAUUGGGAUAUUAUCUUGCUGAUGGUAUAUAUCCUUCGUGGGCAACAUUAGUAAAAACAAUUCCUGCUCCACAUGGAAAAAAGAAAAAACAUUUUGCUGCUUGCCAGGAGUCUGCAAGGAAAGAUGUCGAACGUGCGUUCGGAGUACUCCAAUCUAGAUUUGCAAUUGUGCGUGGACCUGCAAGGUAUUUCCAACCUGAAGUUCUAAAAGAUAUUAUGUACGCAUGCAUUAUCUUGCACAAUAUGAUUGUUGAAGAUGAACGUCAUCUAUAUCUCGGGGCUGACCAAUUCAAUUAUGAAGCCAAUGAUGAUACUCCAUCCGAGCCAAUUUCACGCGAUAAUAUACCUGAAUUCAUGGAGUUCAUUGCCCAACAUCAUCGUAUUAAAGAUAGAGUCACUCAUUCUCAACUCCAAGCCGACCUUAUCGAGCACUUAUGGAAUAUGCAUGGCCGAGCAUAAUAUGGAUUUCUUGAAAAGCCAACGUCAUCUUCGUUGGUGUAUUGUAGUGCUCAUUAAAAUUCAACUUCUUUUUAUGACUUCCUUUUUAUUAUUUUAAUGUUGAGAACCUAUCACUAGUUUGUUUAAUUGAAGGCAGUAUCACUUGUUCAUCGUAUUAA
Messenger RNA from Carya illinoinensis, 816 nucleotides. RefSeq lists its product as uncharacterized. The record is from RefSeq and is a predicted model, not a curated record. Lineage: Eukaryota; Viridiplantae; Streptophyta; Magnoliopsida; Fagales; Juglandaceae. The transcript has 2 exons. Bases 95 to 658 code for a protein of 187 amino acids.